AUGCCGGUACUGGCGAUGGUGCUGGCAGGGGACAGUGAUGCCCGGGCACAGGGCUGGCUGGGGGUGGCAAAGCCCAUCGUGGGGGUCCCAGGGGACACUGACGACCUGGCACGGGGCUGGCAAGGGAUGGCAAAGCCCAUCGUGGGGGUCCCAGGGGACACCAAAGACCUGGCACGGGGCUGGCAAGGGAUGCCAAAGCCCAUCGUGGGGCUCGCCGGGGACACUGAUGACCUGGCACUGGGCUGGCAACCCUACAGCCUGAACCUGCAGGUGACCUCGGUGCUGUCCCGCUUGGCCGCCUUCCCCCAUCCCCACCUCCACGAGUACCUGCUGGACCCCUACCUCAACCUGGCACCCGGCUGCCGCUCGCUCUUCUCCGUCCUCGUCAGGGUCAUCGGGGCCCUGAUGCAGCGGCUCCAGCGUGUGCCCCAUUUCAGGGCCAAGUUGCUCCUGGUGCGCCAGCAGCUCAUGGGGCUGGUACCCGGCGAGCAGAUGGACCACACGAUGCUCUUCAAGGGGGUGGUGGUGCUGGAGGAGUUCUGCAAGGAACUGGCUGCCAUC
Messenger RNA from Charadrius vociferus (killdeer), 561 nucleotides. Its product is annotated as protein FAM160B2-like. The annotation marks the transcript as partial. The transcript is spliced from 4 exons. NCBI's taxonomy places the organism in Eukaryota, Metazoa, Chordata, Aves, Charadriiformes, Charadriidae. The record is from RefSeq and is a predicted model, not a curated record.